Maniola jurtina (meadow brown) is the source of this 1368-nucleotide messenger RNA. RefSeq names its product minor histocompatibility antigen H13. The coding region runs from base 97 to 1206 and encodes 369 amino acids. Lineage: Eukaryota; Metazoa; Arthropoda; Insecta; Lepidoptera; Nymphalidae. The record is from RefSeq and is a predicted model, not a curated record. Gene Ontology annotation, cellular component: membrane; lumenal side of endoplasmic reticulum membrane; cytoplasmic side of endoplasmic reticulum membrane. Gene Ontology annotation, biological process: membrane protein proteolysis. The transcript has 6 exons. Gene Ontology annotation, molecular function: aspartic endopeptidase activity, intramembrane cleaving.
UGUACAUUUGUCAUUUUCUUGUCAAAAAUAACUAGCUAGGGGGUAGGACGUAGUCCAUAUUUUGUGAAUAGAAGUUUUAAAUAAUAAAAUAGAAAAAUGGCUGAAUCUGUAACAGAGCUUCCCAUAAACAUCGAGGAAAGUGUUAAAGAAGUUGUACAAAAUGUAACUGGCAAAGCCCCGUCGAGUAUUGAGGGAGUCGCAAUCGCAUACUUAAGUUUAGUAAUAAUGGCUAUUUUACCCAUAUUUUUUGGCUCUUUCCGCUCUGUAAAAUACUUAAAAGAGCAAAAGGAAUCAGGUGAAAAACAUGAGACGAUGACAAACAAAGAUGCACUAAUGUUCCCACUGUUUGCGUCGUGCGCGCUCUUCGCCUUCUACAUAUUUUUCCAGUUCUUCUCCAAAGAGUACAUCAAUCUACUUCUCACUGGAUAUUUCUUCUUCCUUGGAGUAUUGGCCUUGAGCCAUCUACUUAGCCCAAUCAUAGCCCUGAUCGUGCCCGCGUCGGUGCCGAAUGUUCCGUAUCACAUUCUGUUCACGCGCGGCGAGCGGGAAGGCCGCUCCGACAUCGUCAACUACAAGUUCACGUCGUAUGACGUCAUCUGCCUCGUCAUAUCGCUCAUAUUCGGAGCCUGGUACCUCAUCAAGAAGCACUGGAUAGCAAACAACCUGUUCGGCAUAGCCUUCGCGAUCAACGGCGUAGAGCUAUUGCAUCUCAACAAUGUGGUGACGGGCUGCAUUCUGCUCUGUGGCCUGUUCCUCUACGACAUCUUCUGGGUUUUCGGCACCAACGUCAUGGUCACCGUGGCUAAAUCCUUCGAGGUGCCUAUCAAAUUGGUGUUCCCUCAAGACCUGCUCAUCAACGGGCUGAACGCUAGCAACUUUGCAAUGCUGGGUCUCGGAGACAUCGUCGUACCUGGUCUGUUCAUCGCUCUCCUACUCCGCUUCGACAAGAGUCUGAAGCGCGGUUCAGAGUUCUACUUCCGCGCGACGUUCUCCGCGUACAUCCUGGGUCUCUUGGCCACUAUCCUGGUGAUGCACGUGUUCAAGCACGCGCAGCCGGCGCUGCUGUACCUGGUGCCUGCGUGUCUGGCCACGCCGCUUACUCUCGCCUUGCUGAAGGGCGACAUCAACGCGCUGUUCAACUACGAAGACCAGCCGGCGAUACUGGAGUCCCCUACCGAAGCGAGCAAGUCGAAGAAAUCUGAGUAAAAUCCACGCUUCACACAUUCCACGCACAAAUCAAUGACUCGUUGUGAACUAGGUACCUUGAGCUCAGCGCAUACUGUGGCGGACCUCACCGCAACCGAUUAUAAACAACCCCCUGCUGAAUUAUUCAUAAAUAAAAACCAGUUAAUGCGAGUCGGACUAGUA